This is a messenger RNA of Penaeus indicus, 698 nucleotides long. Its product is annotated as low-density lipoprotein receptor-related protein 2-like. The annotation marks the transcript as partial. Gene Ontology annotation, molecular function: protein binding. The record is from RefSeq and is a predicted model, not a curated record. Lineage: Eukaryota; Metazoa; Arthropoda; Malacostraca; Decapoda; Penaeidae. The transcript is spliced from 8 exons.
UCGCUCAUUGUCCUGGCGGCUUCGUGUGCUAGCAGCAGGAAACUGUGUCCCUUCUCCCACGCCCGCACGCCCAUGCUCGUCCCCAUGAAGACACUUGUGCUCCUUCUGUGCCUCGGCUUUGCUACGGCCCUGGACUGCACGGGCGACGAAAUCUCAUGCACGAACGGCGAGCUCUGCAUCCCUUAUCAAUUCCUGUGUGAUAACGAUAGCGACUGUGCUGAUGCCUCGGAUGAGGACCCUGAAUUCUGCUCGGCCUGGAGGAACAGGGAUUGCAGAAAGGGCCAGGCCCUUUGCAGGGCCAACGGAGCCUCAGAGUGCAUCCCCAUCGAGAACUACUGCCACCGAACUCAGCCUGCUUGCCAAGGAACUCUCGACCGUCGAAUCUGCUCUAUAUUAGGAGACAGGAAAUUGGUUCCCAUAGACACAAUCAGACUUCCCCCAGUCAAUACGCCCGGUAAUUGCCCGUCUCCUUAUAUCAAGGUCGGCGACCAGUGCAUCGCCUUCUUCAGUACUGAAAGCACACAUACACAGUUCACCUGGGCCAAUGCGCGGACGUUCUGUGAAGACAGCGGCGGCCAUCUGUUCAUCAUCCAAAAUGGCAACCAAUAUUACAAUCUCAUCUGGUAUCUUGUCAAUAACAAGUUCACCAGCGACUUCUGGCUGGGCGGAAGGUACGAGCUGGGCGACUUGAGCUGGGU